UGACGGCUGCUAUUUUAUGACGCAUCUUGGAGCUUGUGGGGUCAAGGGUCACAAUCGCAUCUCCCAUAAACACUGCGCAUGUCUCUGUGUCAGACAGCCAUGCUCCUGUGCAGUCUCGUAUCGCUGUAUCUCCUGGCAACGGCCCACGCUGGUGGAGGGCCGUGCAGGCAGAUGUAUAACGAAACCACGGGGUCCUUGGAGUCUGCCAACUUCCCCGACUUCUACGAUGACUUCAGCGACUGUCAGUACUUUAUCCAACCUCGGCUAAGCGCCGCUUCCAUCAUCAAGGUGGUACCGGAGACGUUUGUCCUCGAGGGAGGGUACGACCUCUUGGAGGUUCGUGAGGGGGGAAGACACGGCAGGUACGUCGGGCACUUCACCGGCUCAGUCAUGCCCAUCCUCUACGGCAAGGCAUUCUGGCUGAGGUUCACGAGCGACUUCAGCAAUGCCAAGAAAGGUUUUCGAUUCUCCUGGAGCGUGGUGUCGGAAGGCGUGAGGCUUGUGAACGGCACAGGGGGUCUGGAGGGGCGUGUUGAGUUUUACCACGCCGGGAGGUGGGGCACCAUCUGUGACGACUCCUGGGACCCCGCUGAAGCGUACGUCGUUUGCGCGAUGAUGGGAUUCAAGGAUCCCGAGGCGCUGAAGUUUACACAGGCACAUUUUGGACGCGGAGCUGACCCUAUUUGGUUGGACAAUACACAAUGUUACACAAACAUGACGUCUUUAGCACAAUGUCGCACUGAGAGCUGGGGGCAACACAACUGUAAUCACGGGGAGGACUCGGGAGCCAGAUGUACAGGUGCUCUGAGAACUAUAAGACGGCUCGUCGAAAAAAGAACGAGUUUCCCUAAAGGUUGCAGCGGCUGGUUCACCAACACCACGGGCACCCUGACCUCGCCCCAGUUUCCGCUCUACCCCAACUUCGCCCAGUGCCAGUACGCCAUCAGCCCUUCAGCGUCCACAUCCAUCAUACGGCUGCAGUUCACAAUGUUCGACCUGCAAGAAGGAUUUGAUUUUCUUGAGGUUCGGGAAGACGGUCCGACGGGAGCUUUUCUAGGACGGUUUAGCGGCCAGCAUCUGCCACCGGUGAUGUACGCCAAGAAGCUAUGGCUGUCCUUCACCUCGGACGCUUCACUCGGAAAGAAGGGCUUCUUAGCCUCAUGGGACGAGUCGUCGAAUGGAGUCCGUCUAAGGAAUGGUACAGACGUAAGCGAAGGACGUGUUGAAAUCUACCGCCAGGGGGAGUGGGGUACCAUCUGUGACGACUCCUGGGACAGGAUGGAGGCCUUGGUCGUGUGUCGGAUGCUGGGCUACGUUGAUGGAGAAAACGUGAACGCAACGUCUUUGCCGGGAGGAGCGUUUGGUCCGGGAUCCGGGAACAUAGUCUUUGAUGAGAUGAGUUGUAUCGGCGUUGAAGAUAAUCUCCACGAAUGUUCAUCUUCUGAGGAUCACAACUGCAACCACUUCGAGGACGCAACAGCCAGAUGCAUCAGCAAAACUCCCAUAACCCCGUCUGCCAUGGACAACAGUACCUUCAUCCAACAGAGUAUGGUGGAGGCUGUGACUGUCACGUGUGACUCGCUGACAAUGACAGUGACAAUCAGUCUCUCCCAAAUUGAUGACAUCUAUCCCCAACUGGCGGAGGGAACAGAAUACUUAUCGCUCGCCACUGACAACUGUGUUGGGAACAUAAAGAACAACACCAUCGUCUUCAACACCGACAUCACAGACUGCGGGAUGGUGUCCUUGCAAAACCAAGAAUACAUCGUCUACCGCAACAGACUGGUAUCCCACCCGAACACCUCCACCGACACUGGCAACUCCACCAUCUCACGCGGCUUUAACGCAGUUGUCAUCCCCAUCACGUGCUCGCUAGCCAAACGGGUGAGUCUGACCGCCCGCAUGAUCAGCUACUUGAAGACACGGAAGAGCACCACUGUCCGCGGUUACGGGAACUUCACUGCUCAGCUGAACUUCUACAAAGACAUGACGUUCAACCGGCAGAUCUAUGACUACCCGAUGUACGUGGAGCUAGGACAGGAGGUGUACGUGGAGGCCCGCAUACUGACCCGGGACAAGAAUCUGAAGGUCGUGCUGUACGACUGUCAGGCAACACCAGGCAACUCUACAGAUACUGGAGUAUACACUCUCAUUUCUAAAAGAUGCACAAUUGACAGUUCAACGAUGAUGAUGACUUCUCCCAACGCCACUGCGGCUAGAUUCCACUUCAAGACGUUCCAGUUCCUCCAGGUGGAGGGUGAGGUCUUCAUCAAGUGUGCCCUACUGGUGUGCAACGUCACGGACAAGUCCCAACUCUGUAGUCCUGCAUGUUCCAGCAGUGACCGCCAGAGACGCAGCGCCGACAAAGUUCAUUUUGUGGACGUCAUGCAGGGGCCACUGAUAUUGAAGAGCAAGGCUCAACCAGUCCACAAGCCUCCCAGCACAAUCCAUGUGGGAGCUAUCAUUGCCACGUGUGUCGUUGUUGCGGUCGUUGUCAUCGCAAUCACGCUGUUUAUGGUUUCACGGAAGAAGAAGGUCACGUCGUUCACAAAUCAAGUAUACAACGACUACGACAACCACAAUGACAUGGUGUCGAUGAUGCAAAUGACACCCCCACCUCAAGUUAGGGAUUGAUGAGGAAACCGACAAACAUCUGGGUAUAGUCUGUCCUCACCUCGACCUACGUGUAUCGCAUCUCGCUGUACAUAUACUUACAAAGCCGAGCAUCUCGGUAUGUUCAUCAGGACAUAAAAAGACGCUCUUGUAUGAUGUUGACUCUAUAUAUAGUUCUCCGGGAUUCAGUGAUUAAACUUAGGGUAGUGAUUACCUGGCGCACUGCAUACCUGAAAUUAAUGUUUACCUGGCACACUGUUUACCUUAAAGUAAUUUACCUGGUGCACUGCUUACCUUAAAGAAAUUUAUCUGGCGCACUGCUACCCUUAACGUACCUAACCUUGCGCACUGCUUACCUUAAAGUAAUUUACCUGGCGCACUGCUUACCUUAACGUACCUUACCUUGCGUACUGAUAACCUUAAAGUAAUUUACCUGGCAUACUGCUUAUCUUAAGGUAGUGCUUAUCUGUCGCACUGCUUAUCUUAAAGUAAUUUCCUGGCGCACUGCUUACCCUAACGUAAUUUACCUGGCGCACUACUUACCUUAAAGUAAUUAACCUUGCAUACAGCUUAUCUUAAGGUAGUGUUUAUCUGGCGCACUGCUUAUGUUAAGGUAGUGUUUACCUUGUGCACUGCUUACCUUGAAGUUAAUUCUCUGGCACACUGCUUACCUUAAAGUAAUUUUCCUGGCGCACUGCUAACCUUAACGUCAUUUACCUGGCGCACUGCUUACCUUUAAGUAAUUUACAUGGCGAAAUGCUUACCUUCAAGUAAUUUACAUGGCAUACAGCUUAUCAAGUCAGAAGCAAUCCUAUGCACGUGUAAAAUAUUGAAACGUGUUCCUCACAAGGGGCAAAAGUGUGUGAUGGUGUUUUGGUAUAUAUAACAUUAUGUGUUUUGCUGACGCUUGAAUAAACAUAUAAAAUAC
Messenger RNA from Haliotis rufescens (red abalone), 3541 nucleotides. Its product is annotated as deleted in malignant brain tumors 1 protein-like. The transcript is spliced from 16 exons. Gene Ontology annotation, cellular component: membrane. The record is from RefSeq and is a predicted model, not a curated record. NCBI's taxonomy places the organism in Eukaryota, Metazoa, Mollusca, Gastropoda, Lepetellida, Haliotidae. Bases 79 to 2634 code for a protein of 851 amino acids.